GGAAGGCGCAUUCUAAUAUAUAUUGAGCACAGUGUUUAUGGUCAAUACUUCUAGGCUUUUUAACACGAUCAUAUGUAAAUCUAUAGUUUAUUUAUAUUAUUCGUCUUUUGAAAAUGAUGUCAAACAUAUUAAGUUUAAUCGUGUGUGUCUCUAGUUUUGUGUACACCUGUUAUACUUUAUGUAGCUUAACCUAUUUUUUAUCAAAUCAUGACAAUAAUAAAUAUCUUAAUAUAGCAUCAGAUAAUAAUGCUACAGAAUCCGUCCUGUGGUCCAUUGUGAUAGAUAUGUCACUUCUCACAAUCUUUAUCUUUCAACACUCCAUUAUGACGAAUGAUUUCGUCAAGCAUAUCUUUUUGAAACUAGAUGUCGAGCAUCUCAACAGGAGUAUUUACAAUGCCUGCAGUUCUGUUACCCUUCAUCUUUUGAUCAAUAAGUGGCAGCAAACACCAACUAUGAUGCUUUGGAAGAUUGAGACUUCUAAUGAUAUAAUCUGGAUGUUAUUCUCUGGCUUCCAUGUAUUUGGUUGGAGUAUUAUUUAUAGUGGAUGCAUUAUGAUGGACAUUGCAGAGCUCUGUGGACUCAAGCAGAUAUGGUAUAAGGUAUCUGCAAGAAGUAGUCCAUUAGAUGCAAAGUCUAACGAGCUGUGCAGAUACAUGCAACAUAUGAGGCAUCCCAGUCUUACUGGAUUUCUUAUUAUUUUGUGGAUCUAUCCUUUUAUGAGUAUGGAUCGAUUAUUAUUGGCUACCAUAUUGACAAUAUAUAUGAUGUUGAUGUGGACAAUAGAUUCUGAUGACUAUAAUUAUCAUAUCAGAUAUUUCAGACGAAAACAAAUAGAGUUGUCUUCGUAAUAAAACUCGCAAUUUUUUGAUCUGUUACUUUUUUCUAUUUUUCGUUUUUUUUACGCAUUUUUCUUAUUCGUUAACUUUAUUAAUUAUAAACUUUAUUAAUUAUAAAACAAUUAUAAACAUUAAUUGAUGAUGCUAUUUUUGUUUGCUAAAAGUAAAUUUUCAGAUUUUGACAAUUUUUUUGCUUUAAGAGAAAGAAGCAUCGUUCAUAACUCAUAACAUUUUCUAAAUA
Molecule: messenger RNA, 1077 nt
Organism: Linepithema humile (Argentine ant)
Lineage: Eukaryota; Metazoa; Arthropoda; Insecta; Hymenoptera; Formicidae
Product: nurim homolog
Cellular component (GO): nuclear membrane
Source: RefSeq, a predicted model, not a curated record